Molecule: messenger RNA, 1107 nt
Organism: Rodentolepis nana
Lineage: Eukaryota; Metazoa; Platyhelminthes; Cestoda; Cyclophyllidea; Hymenolepididae
Source: the annotation of a GenBank genome assembly
AUGGCUCAUCCAAUUAUGGACGUAAAUUUAUCAGAAAGGUAUCCUCAAGAUGUAAUGUUUGAGAAGCAUAUAGCAUUUCUGAAAGCAAUGGAAAAAAAAGAUGACCCAACUCUUGAUUACUUAAAGCUUUCCGGAAUUUACUGGUCACUUACUGCUCUUGAUUUAAUGAAGAGAUUGGAUUUGUAUGACAAGAAUGGAAUCGUUGAUCUUGUCAAAUCCUGCUUUAACCCAGAUGGUGGAUUCGCACCCGCUCCAAAUCAUGAUUCCCAUAUUUUAUACACACUAAGUGCUAUUCAAAUUCUUGUGACUUAUGAUGAAGUCAUGCAGAUAGAUACCAAGAUGGUUAUCAAGUAUAUUUCUAGUUUGCAGAAUUCGGACGGUAGCUUCAAUGGUGAUAAAUGGGGUGAAGUAGAUUCUAGGUUCAGUUUCUGCGCUAUUGCUUCACUCAGCCUUUUGGGUGUAAUUCCAACUGGUACUCGCGAUAUAUCUCAACCCAUUGAAGGAAUUGAUAUACAGAUGGCCGUGAACUUUCUCGUCGCUUGUCAAAAUCCUGAUGGUGGAUUUGCCACUCGCCCCGGAAGUGAGUCUCAUGCUGGACAGGCCUACUGCGUCAUCGGUGCGCUCUCGUUGCUGGGACAACUAAGACGCUUAGACAUUGGUAAGGCUGCCUGGUGGCUUGCUGAGCGCCAACUUCCAAGUGGCGGGCUUAAUGGUCGACCUGGCAAAAUGCCGGAUGUCUGUUAUUCCUGGUGGGUACUUGCCUCGUUAACUAUUCUUGGCCGCCUUAUGUGGAUAGACGCUUCAGAGUUGGCCAAAUUCAUAUGUGCUAGCCAAGACACCGACACCGGUGGUAUUAGCGACCGUCCUGGGAACUACCCGGAUCCCUUCCACACUCUUUUCGGUCUGGCUGGACUAUCUCUUCUCUCCCGAUUGAAUGCCAACUCAGGUCAGGCUAUAGCCGGUGAUGACGUUGAGGAGGUUAAAAACAGUUCUGAGAGAUCGGAGGCCUUGGAAUCCGCCUUCAAGAAUUUGAAAGAGAUUAAUCCGGUUUUUUGUAUGCCCCAAUACGUUAUUGAUAGGCUCUCUUUGCGUGUACAAUUACUAUGA